Molecule: messenger RNA, 2020 nt
Organism: Anopheles bellator
Lineage: Eukaryota; Metazoa; Arthropoda; Insecta; Diptera; Culicidae
Product: putative odorant-binding protein A10
Exons: 2
Coding region: 523-873 (116 amino acids)
Source: RefSeq, a predicted model, not a curated record
CCAACCUAUCCGGACAGUGAUAUCGCGUGCGUGCAGACAGCAGUGGCAAUAGAGGCCCGCUGGUGAAUCUCGUCCACCGCGUACAUCAUUCACUCAUACCCCACAUUGGAUAAGUGCCGGGAGCAUCGGGUAUCCGGAAGUGUCAACGCUAUCAUCAUCAAAUUACAGUCUGCGUCCACUUCUUCGAUUUCGUCACAUUCACCAGUGUAGGACCGUGCCCGGCCUCGGCACGUUUGAAGGCUUUUGGUUUACGUUACGCCAUAAUAGGCAUUAAUUUAUUACAUUAACGCGCCACCGCGAAACCGGAGCCGUUGUAACAAAGGUUGCCGGCCAGCGAGUGUGGGUUGAUACGUGCGGUGUUCAGCGCAGUUCCCUUGAAGUUGACGCGGUCGACAAGCGUGUCGAAGCAGUGAUCCUGCCACGCGGAUAAGGCGAACGAACAUAAAGAAAAAUCACCACCAACAGGCUCGGUAUCAAGCGACCGACGGGCGGACGCAACUCAACGACGACGACGGCACAGAAAUGAGUUCAAAAGCAUUACCAAAUCUAUUUAUGCUAUCAGCGGCAGUAAUUGCGCUGAUGGCACUGCUGAUCGUCGGGCCACAACCGGCGGCAGCCAACGACAGCCAGAAUAUUAACCGACUGCUGAACAAUCAGGUGAUUGUCAGCCGGCAGAUCAUGUGCGUCCUGGAGAAGAGCCCCUGCGAUCAGCUCGGCCGCCAGCUAAAAGCUGCCCUGCCGGAAGUGAUACAGCGCAACUGUCGGAACUGUUCCCCACAACAGGCUCAGAACGCACAGAAACUGACGAACUUCCUGCAAACUCGCUACCCGGAGGUGUGGGCCAUGUUAAUACGCAAAUACGGCGCAGUUUAAAGGAAGGAGCUGGGUUUCUUCCAACCAACGACUGGACUGAUGCUCGCCAAAUCGUUUGCUCGUCCAGAAGGUGUCCCAGGAAAGAUUAAAUAAUAAGCGUCAGGAAGCAACCGAACCGGAACUUCGGAAGACAAAUCAAUCGUCCUUGACUGUGCCAGGGCGCACAGCGAGCGAAUCAGAUGUCCGUUGAAAAGGCAUCGCCACAUAUCGAACCUAGCACCUUUAAGAAGAAUCUCCACCAGGUUGGCCAAACGGCGGAUGUCGGCGAAAGCGGACGCAAAAAUUCAUUUCCCUGAUGCGUCAUCCGUCAUUCUGCGAGCCGCAGAUUGCGGAGUAGACGGACGAAAAUAUGGCGCAACGCCGCCAUGGUUUAUGCGAAACUUGAUUGUAGCGGUCCAUACUCAUGAAUACCCAGAAAUAUUUCCAUAUCGUAGCCAUUCCCGUCACAUGGCGCAACGCAGAACCCGAGAGUCACUAAGGGGGUCUCCGUUCCUUGGACGAUUGCUCUUUCACAGUUGCUCCCGUCUGAGCCGAGCUGCACAAACUCAAGUUUGUCCCGAAAGUUUUAUCGCUCCUUCUGCUUGCUCUCCACAGUUGGGUUGUUUUUGCUUUCCGUAACACUGGCCGAAUCCAGCCGACACGUGGAGCAAGCCGCUUAACGAGUUUUCUGUUGGAUGGUUUGCUAAAAUUGUUUGUACGACAGGAAACAGUAAAGUACGAUGCAUAAUCCGAUUAUGGACGUGUCUGUCUUCUCGUGUUGUUACGGGCAUCACCGGCUCACAUCGUCUUCAUCAACAUCAAACUCCAGCGUGGUGGUGGAGCAUUAGAAGAGUAUAACAUUAAUAAUACUGUUAAAAUCAAUAAUAAUACUAUGUGAUAGAUCCAUAUCCUUGUCGACAGAACUGGCCCAGAGUAGGACAGGCAUGAGGGAGUCUGUAAGUUUGAGAAUAAAAACAGUAUCAAUCACGAUGCAAACGGCGUCGGAAGUAGUUAAGUAGUGCAAACAUUAAACUCCGAAUGGAUGGACCAUUGAGUGUCCGUAUCAUUUCCACAUGGUCAUAUUAUUACUCACGAGUAAAUAGUAUAACGGUAAGUUAUCUUGGUAGGGCCUUCGACUUUUACACUGUUCCGGUUUCAGAAGCAGCUG